AUGCAUCUCAGGUGCGCCUCGUACAGACCGAGCAGCUCGGUUAACACAGACGAGUCUGGCAGCAAGACUCACCUCAGUGAACCUGGUGAAGACGAGUCUGGCAGCAAGACUCACCGCAGCGAACCUGGUGAAGACGAGUCUGGCAGCAAGACUCACCUCAGUGAACCUGGUGAAGACGAGUCUGGCAGCAAGACUCACCUCAGUGAACCUGGUGAAGACGAGUCUGGCAGCAAGACUCACCUCAGUGAACCUGGUGAAGACGAGUCUGGCAGCAAGACUCACCUCAGUGAACCUGGUGAAGACGAGUCUGGCAGCAAGACUCACCUCAGUGAACCUGGUGAAGACGAGUCUGGCAGCAAGACUCACCUCAGUGAACCUGGUGAAGACGAGUCUGGCAGCAAGACUCACCUCAGUGAACCUGGUGAAGACGAGUCUGGCAGCAAGACUCACCUCAGUGAACCUGGUGAAGACGAGUCUGGCAGCAAGACUCACCUCAGUGAACCUGGUGAAGACGAGUCUGGCAGCAAGACUCACCUCAGUGAACCUGGUGAAGACGAGUCUGGCAGCAAGACUCACCUCAGUGAACCUGGUGAAGACGAGUCUGGCAGCAAGACUCACCUCAGUGAACCUGGUGAAGACGAGUCUGGCAGCAAGACUCACCUCAGUGAACCUGGUGAAGACGAGUCUGGCAGCAAGACUCACCUCAGUGAACCUGGNGCCAGCGAAAGUUAA
Molecule: messenger RNA, 732 nt
Organism: Hyalella azteca
Lineage: Eukaryota; Metazoa; Arthropoda; Malacostraca; Amphipoda; Hyalellidae
Product: clumping factor A-like
Exons: 2
Coding region: 1-732 (243 amino acids)
Source: RefSeq, a predicted model, not a curated record